AAUCGUCCCCCUGCCAGGGCGAGAGAUGUACGCGGCACAGGGAAAGGCCUUUCGAGUGUGGGAUGGGGAGAGGAAAGUCAAGGUUGGGGUCGUCGCUAGAUCCCUCCACGAGCUCAAGAGCAAAGGAAGACAACAUCUGAACCUGCCAGAAGAGGAAGACCUGAGCAUAGUUCUGGAGGAGGAUGGUACGGUGGUGGCCGAUAACGAGUUCUUCCAGUUCAUCCCAGACCAGACUGUCGUGCAGCUGCUCACAGAGGGACAGGAGUGGAGACCAGACGUACCAGACGAUGUAACACAGACAGACGGUACUGAUGAGACUGACACGGCCGGGCCUAUUGUAGACCUCUCCACAGACAACGAAGUCCGGCAGCUGUGCAGGAAGUUACGUCAGGACAUCGCAGCCAUCGUUUCCUUUACACCGUUUCAGCUGGAGCUCCUGUCUGAUGCUGAUGUUGAGGAGUUGACGUCUCAGCUUGAGCUGGAUAAGGGUUCGGUGGAGCAGCUGCAGGAGGCCUGUCAGCAGAGGGUUCUGGACAGGCGGAGAACGCAGGAGGCCAUGGAGCUGCUGCAGCUCCUCCGGGAGGCACCAGAAGCUGGAGGUAACGGCCAGGAUGUGACAGACGCCCCGAUCUCGGUUGUCGCCUCUGAAGGGACCACGAGUAACAACUCCACACAGCUGGUGGAACAGGUCAGAGCAGAGACCAGGAGAAGACAGCACCAGCACAAACGACAGAAGACAGCCAGAGAGGCUGCCGCGCAGAAUCUUUGAUACUUUACUUUAGUACAUAUACUAGCAGCACGUCGGCAGAACGUACUACACCUGUGUGAAACCUGUAAUGUAUUGUGCAUAGCACUUCGGCAGAGCAUCUCAUAUGACUUCGUAUUUGAGUAUAUAAGGUUAACAUCCCAUCAGUAGAUUCCGAAUGUUGUGUCGGAAAAAAUAUUGUCUGCAACAGGCAAAAUACUGAUGCAAUGU
Messenger RNA from Branchiostoma belcheri (Belcher's lancelet), 976 nucleotides. RefSeq lists its product as uncharacterized. The record is from RefSeq and is a predicted model, not a curated record. NCBI's taxonomy places the organism in Eukaryota, Metazoa, Chordata, Leptocardii, Amphioxiformes, Branchiostomatidae. Bases 26 to 769 code for a protein of 247 amino acids. Gene Ontology annotation, biological process: regulation of apoptotic process; apoptotic process. The transcript has 6 exons.